Molecule: messenger RNA, 9031 nt
Organism: Saccostrea echinata
Lineage: Eukaryota; Metazoa; Mollusca; Bivalvia; Ostreida; Ostreidae
Product: mitogen-activated protein kinase-binding protein 1-like
Exons: 33
Coding region: 120-5594 (1824 amino acids)
Biological process (GO): regulation of mitotic cell cycle; mitotic spindle organization
Cellular component (GO): mitotic spindle
Molecular function (GO): protein binding
Source: RefSeq, a predicted model, not a curated record
UUUUGCUGUGUAUGCAGGGCAGAGUCUGAUAUCUUAGCCAGCUGUUUAGGACUGUGAACCGGUAGCAGGAAUAUUUUGUCUGUUGAUCAUGGUGAUGGAGAUUUAAUGUGACAGGAAUUAUGCCUCGUGCUGCACUCCGAUCCUCAUCAGCUGCUGCACUCCGUAAAGUAAGCCUAGAGCGUGUGAUAGGUCUGACAGUCAGCACCAAUGCGACCUUGACCUGUGACCUCAACACGGGGACCAUCGCUUAUCCUGCAGGAUGUGUGGUGGUUUUAUUCAACCCUCGACGUAAUAAACAGUCCCACAUCUUUAAUACUUCAAAGAAGACCAUCACCUCACUAGCUUUUUCUCCUGAUGGCAAACAACUUGUUACUGGGGAGAGUGGUCACCAGCCAGCCGUGCGAGUCUGGGAUGUGGCCGAGAAAACACAGGUGGCUGAAUUCCAUGGACAUAAGUUUGGAAUUGUUUGUGUUAAAUUCUCCCCCUCCCUGAAAUAUCUGGUGUCUAUUGGGUCACAACAUGACAUGAUGGUCAAUGUAUGGAACUGGAAAACGGGGACAAAAGUGGCAUCCAAUAAAAUCAGCAGCAAGGUGAAUUCCAUUGCUUUCUCUAAAGAUGGUUCCUUGUUUGUGACUGUUGGUAACCGACAUGUAAAGUUUUGGUAUUUGGAGAGCAGUAAAUCCAGGAUAAAUGAGACAGUGCCACUGCAGGGGAGAAAUGGUAUCCUAGGAGACCACAAAAACAAUUAUUUCUGUGAUGUAGCUUGUGGACAAGCCGUGUAUGCCAUUACACAAACUGGCUUACUGUGUCAGUUCAACGACAAACGACAGCUGGACAAGUGGGUGGAGCUAAGAACCACCAACGCCACCUGUGUGUCGGCUGGAGAAGAUCAUAUAUUUAUUGGUUGUGCUAACGGUGUGGUCAGGAUUUUCGAUGCUGUCAAUCUGAAUUAUGUGGGUACCAUGCCCCGCCCCCAUCAGCUUGGGGUAGAUGUAGCAUCAGCUCUGAGUCCCAGUCAGCUAAUUUCUCAGACAGAGGAUGCUAAGUUUCCAGACACUAUUGCAGUUAGUUAUGAUGAUGCUCAUAAAAAGGUGACUUGUGUAUACAAUGACCAUAGUCUGUAUGUAUGGGACGUUCAUGACGUAAGGAAAGUGGGCAAGUCCUGGUCCUUCCUCUACCACAGCAGUUGUAUCUGGGGGCUAGAGGUGAACCCUGCGACGACAGAAGACGUACGACCUGUAUUGCCCUCUGCUUCGUUUAUGACGUGUUCCUCAGACGACACGAUUAGGAUCUGGAAUCUGGAUCCACACAUGGUGGAAACUGAGAGUAGUAAGCGGAAUGUCUACUCUAAUGAAUUACUGAAGGUGGUUUAUGUGGAUCCAACGCUGACCUUCCUGAAGGACGUCAAUUACAAUCCAGCUGGGGGCACAGAUAAAACUGACACAAAUUAUGAUGGGAAAAACGGAAUUCGGUCGAUUGGGAUAAGUCCUGACGGACGACAUCUGGCCUCUGGAGACAGGAUAGGAAAUGUUAGGGUUCAUGAUUUGAUGAACAUGCACGAGCUGAUGAAGAUAGAGGCUCACGACCAGGAAGUUUUAUGUGUUCAAUACUCAUAUCUUAAAACAGGUCCACAGCUAUUGGCGUCUGCCAGUAGGGACCGUUUGAUACACGUCUUUGACGUGGAGCAGGGAUACGGUUUACUUCAGACCCUUGAUGACCAUUCCAGCUCUGUUACUGCCAUCAAGUUCACAGAGAAUGACGAACAAAUAAAGAUGCUCAGUUCCAGUGCCGACAAAUCUGUUCUCUUCCGUAAUGCUCAAACGACUCCAACAUUCCAGUUUGUUCUUGCAAGUCAACAUGUAGUAGGGACCAACAGUUUGUAUGACAUGGACAUCGAACCCACAGAAAGAUUUAUGGCAACUGCUUGCCAAGACCGAAACAUCAGAAUCUACAACAUUAAAACAGCCAAACAGAAGCAGUGUUACAAAGGAGCAGUGGGGGACAACGGGGUGUUGUUAAAGCUUCAGUUAGACCCCUCCGGUCAGUACGCAGUCACCAGCUGUACGGACAAAAGUCUGUGUCUGUUGGACUUUAAGACUGGGGACCUGUUGGCUACAAUGUUUGGUCACUCGGAGCUGGCUACCGGGGUGAAGUUUAUGCCUGACCUGAAGCGUUUGGUCUCCGUAUCCAGCGAUGGUUGUAUCUUUGUCUGGAGACUACCCCCUGAACUGACCGAGUCAAUGCGAGGCCGUCUGGAGGAGAUGGGGAGACUUCCCUUUGAGGCCAUCAAUGGGGAAAUCAACAGGAAGCGUGAGAGUUAUGAUGAGAUCCUUGGAAGAGCCCCAUUGUUCCCUAAUGAGCAGGUGAUUAAGACCCCCACAAAGAUUCUGGAGGAAUUACAAAAACAGAGAGAGGAAGAGCAGCCCGACUUCAGAUACAGUGUAGGACCACUGCCUAACUGGGCCAAGGUCAAGAUGGGGGAGAACAGUAACACAAAACAAAAACCUGACAGCAAACCGCUGCCCCGAGGCCGAUGGGCGAGUAGAAUAGAGAGUGUGGAGGAUCUGAGCCAGCUAGAGAUUGUGGAGGGCCGGGAUGACCAGAAAGCCCAGAAAGUUAGAAGAGAGACUGUGAUUCUGAAGCAGACUGAGAACACGCCAAGAAAAAUUCCCAGAAUUCCUAGCAAGGAUGAGGAUGAUGAUUUCUUCCCCAGAAAACAGAAAGAAGAAAAUAGCUCAGCUGAUGGUAAAGAUCCUCAGUGGCAUCGACUGUCAUUUCAUCGCAGCCAGGACGACCUGGAUGACCUUGACGAGGAAUCCCCUGAGGUCAUUUAUUACCCUCCCAGCGAGGGUUCAGUAGAUACCAACAGCAGUUCCUUCACAGUGUUCACUGGUCAGGGUGGCAGGAGAUUCCCCCGGGGAUCCAGUAGAUCAUCUCUGUCAGAAAGAACUCUGGAUGCUGAGUCUUCCAGCACUGACCCUGUUUCUGUUGAGGAACUGGAGGAUGAAGAGGAACAGGGAGAUGCUCCUUCCCUCCCCACCACCCCUGGGGAUGAUCUCUCAGCCCAAACCCCUCUCAGGGAAAAGUUCCUGAAAGAUACAUUUGAGAACCUGAGUUUUACACCGGACCACAAGGAGAGGUUUCAGAAGAACCUGGAUGAGGAGGAGAAGAAGAGGGAGGAUGAGGAAGAUCCAAACGGAUUCAAUCCACGACUGAGCAUCUCCUCCAGAUUUCUGUCCCGGGCACAGCAGGCCAACAUCAGGAACAUCUCUGUGUACAACAGCGUCCAGCGACAGGACAACUGGUUUGAUUCUCUACAGAAGAGGAAGGACGUAAUGGCCCGAGCUGUCGAUGAAACGCGGAAAACUCUAAUGGCUAUGGGCUGGAAGGACCAGAGUCCGGAGGCCGAGGCUGAUCCUCAUCACAGUCCUGUACAGGAAGUUCCUGAGGUCAGAAGAUCACUAGAAAGAGAGGAUAUUCCUUCCAGCCCUCGAACACCAACAUCUCUUCGCAGAUGUUGGUCAACCUUUGACCUUCCCAAACAGCCAAUCCAGGAGGAGCAUCCAGUCUCUGACCCCUGCACUGUUCACAUCCCCACCACAAAGGGUAACCCUCGCAAUGUACACUCACCACCACAGUGGCGUAGCAAGAUACCCACCCCUCAGUCUCUGUCUAGAUCCACCACCCAGUGUGGACCUGCACUUACAAGUGACAGUGAUGAAUCAUCCUCUGGGGGCAGGCAUACUCGUAGGUCACGACCCAGUACACUGUCCCUCAGCCGCGAAGAGAGAAAGAAACUGGAGCCACGAUCUCACUCCCAGAGUUCCACAUACAGGAAACAGACAUCCAGUUCACAAUCCCGACUGUCUACAGACCGCAAAGAGUCGGGGCCCCAGCUAAAUAAAAGUACUUCAAUGACCAACCUGAAUAGUAAAAAACAGAGCUCAAAAUCAAAACCAUAUAGAACUUUGACUAAAUCUGCUGCGUAUGCCUCUACUCCAAAUCUGGCCGCAGCAGCCCUCAGCGAUACGUCGGAGGACUGGGAACAAGAAAAUGGCAUCAUCAGUGGUAAUCUAUCAAACAGUGUGCCAGAUCUGUUAGAUGAUGAGCCACAAAAACUCAAGUCUAAAAGAAGUGAUGUUAAAAAAUUACUGCCUGAAACCAAAAGAUUCUCAACAGGGACACCUAAAAAAGCAAGUUCAACAACAGAACUUAGCAAGAGGCCAGUCCGAAUGUCACUGCCAGGAAAACAGAGUGAUAAAGACUUGAUGCCCCCACCUAACACAACGAAUGUAAAUGUGACAAAAUCCAAACAUAGUGUGUUUAUUAAGCGAGCUACUCGAUCUCAGACUCAAAACAAACAGGAACUCACACUUGAUCAGGCUAAAAACAUUCUGAAAGGAAAUUCAGGAAUUCUGCCUCAGAAACAAGGACCCAAAACUUCAGUAAAUGAAAAUCUCAGGCCUACUACUGCCAGUAAUAGAUCCAUUCCCAAAGUGACCUCACCCCCCGUUCAUCUGUCCAGCAACAUUCUACAGAUAACCACGGAGAUCGAGAUGACGGCUGAAGAACUGAGGAGACAGAAGAUAGAGUCAGCUUUCCAGGACUUGUCUGCAUUAGAUGCCAGUCCAAACGAUUUACCUGAAAAAGACUACACACCUCAGAACCCCAAUUCCUCAGUGACAUCCCUAACUUCUGUGUCCUCUCUUCCUAGCUGUAGCAGUCAGUUAUCUCCCCCUGAUUAUCUUGCCACCUCUCACCCAUCUCAUACAGACACUCAGAUGAAUGACUCAUGGGUGAGCACACUCACAAGUCACUCUGAUAAUGAGCUCGAUGAUACUCCUUCCAAAAGCAUCAAAGAAAGAAUAGCUCAGCUCACAUCUCACUCGAGUCCUCAGGGGACUUCUGUCAAUGUUAUCAGUAGUCCAUCAUCUGUAGCCAUGUAUUCACCUGGAUCUAAUGCCAGUCAGUACAGCUCAGGGGUGGGAUCCAGUUUAGACUCCGAGACUGCCACCAGAAUGUUCCAGGGCAUCAGUCCUCCAAGAAAUUUUAAGAGUGGGCAGGAGAAUUGCUACUCUCUAGAACACCCCCAGAAUGUGGUGUCUCAGUCAUCAAGUACGCAUCUAACCUCAGCCACGGAAACCACACCCACAAGUCAACCUCUGACCUCAGCCAUGGAAACCACACCCACAAGUCAACAGACCUCCUACACCCCCAGUAGAUCCACCUCUGUGUCUUCAUCAAGAUCCACCAUCACUCCCUCACCUAAACAGAGUCCAAGGAAAGCAGAUGAACUUCAGAUGAGCAUGGAAGCCAUCAGAGAUCUUAAGAAAACGGUGACCAUGGUGACAGAAACUUACAAAACACUACAAGACCAGAGUAAAGGGACGGACUCGGAGGGGCUCUGUAUGCUGAGAGAAGCGAUAUCUGAAUGCUGUACAGAGUUGAACAAUGUUAUAGAAAACAAACCAUCCACAGAGAUAAACAGUGUGAUCCUCCCCACCCAUUAUACAGAAAUCAAAGCCUUAAUUCGUCAAAAUCAACAAAUAUUAAUGAACAAUCAACAGAUGCUGAAAUCUCUAGUGCCAAAGUGACCAUAAUAUUGUGACUUGUCAAAGUGACCAUUACAUCGAUGACUGCUAUGUUGAUACUAUGACCAGAGUGACUGCUAUGUUGUUACUAUGACCAGAGUGACUGCUAUGUUGUUACAAUAGGAAAGUGAGCAUGAUGUCACACUGGUCAGAACUUGUGAUGCUAUUUUUUGCCAAAGCCAGUGCUUUCCUGUGCUUAUUUUCAGAUGAGCACACAUUACAGAUAUAGAUUCCAUGUAACUCAAAACUGUGCAUGAAAUAUCAGGAGUUCCAGAGAGUUGUCUGGAACUAAAAUGUGUCUUUCUUCUCUAUAUGUGGAUUCAAUGUAUAUUUUAUGGUGUCAGUUUUCUUUGACUCAUUUAUUAAGUGGUUUUACAAUAUAUUCUGAGAUUUAUGGCAAUUAUGGUUGUUAUAUUCCUUUAUGUGAGUUUAAUUCCAUGUCAUGAUUGUUUGGCAUUAUGUUUCAUGUGUUUUAAUUGUGUUCAUAAUUAAUUUCCAUAUCUAUGCCAGAGUGACCACUGUUUAUGGCAGAAUGGUUGCCAUGUCAACAUAUCCUUCACUGGUUGUGAAAUUACAAUUUUAAGUUAACACUGGUGUAUGUGUCUAGUCAACAUUCUGUCUCUAUAAACAAUUCAAAAACUAAGUCUCAUUUUUAUCCCAGAAUAACAUUAUAGACAGUCCAUCUAGGGCCUCUAGUGGUCUUUUACAAUGGUUAGUCAAUAACAGGGGACCUAAGUCCUCUCUACAUUGAAGAAAAAAGUUCUGAUGAGAUUUAUUAUUCACAAUAGUAAAUCAGUUGCACUAUAGAUUGUAGAGUAACUUUAUAAAUACUUAAUUUAAGAGAAACAUCUCUUAUUACUGUACAAUGUUAAUGCUUUAAGUCUACAACACUACCCUUUAACUAAGGAUGUAAAUUCUUUGAGAAAAGAUGUUAAGUACCAAUAUUUACUUUUUAAAGUCUUAACUUAUUAUUGGUUAAUAUUUGAAUGAUUUUUUAUUCUACCUCUUUUUUUUUUUUUAGCUCACCUGAGCCGAAGGCUCAAGUGAGCUUUUCUGAUCACAUUUUGUCCGUCGUCCGUCCGUCCGUCUGUCCGUCUGUCUGUCUGUCUGUCCGUCCGUCUGUAAACUUUUCACAUUUUUGACUUCUUCUCAAGAACCACUGGGCCAAUUUUGACCAAACUUGGUACAAAGCAUCCUUGGGUGAAGGGGAAUUUAAAUUAUUAAAAUGAAGGGCCAAGUCCCCUCACAAGGGGAGAUAAUCAAGAGAAGACAAAAAUAGGGUGGGGUCAUUAAAAAAUCUUCUUCUCAAGAACCACAGGGCCAGUAAAGCUGAAACUUAUAUGGAAGCAUCCUGGGGUAGUGUAGAUUCUAAAUUGUUCAAAUCAUGACCCCCGGUGGUAGGGCGGGGCCACAAUGUGGAAUCAAUGUUUUACAUAGAAAUAUAUAGGAAAAAUCUUUAAAAAUUUUCUUCUCAAGAACCACUGGGCCAGAAAAGCUUAAACUUAUGUGGAAGCAUCCUGGGGUAGUGUAGAUUUUAAAUUGUUCAAAUCAUGACCCCCGGGGGUAGGGCGGGGCCACAAGAGGGAGUCCAAGUUGUACAUUGAAAUUAAUAAGAAAAAUCUUUUAAAAUUCUUCUUCUCAAGAACCACUUGGCCAGUAAAGCUGAAACUUAUGUGGAAGCAUCCUGUGGUAGUGUAGAUUCUAAAUUGUUCAAAUCAUGACCCACGGGGGUAGGGCGGGGCCACAAGAGGGAAUCCAAGUUUUACAUUGAAAUAUAUAAGAAAAAUCUUAAAAAAAUCUUCUUCUCAAGAACCACUGGGCCAGAAAAGCUGAAACUUACAUGGAAGCAUCCUGGGGUAGUGUAGAUUCUAAAUUGUUCAGAUCAUGACAACUGGGGUAGGGCGGGGCCAUAAUAGGGAAUCCAAGUUUUACAUUGAAAUAUAUAAGAAAAAUCUUUAAAAAUCUUCUUCUCAAGAACCACUGGGCCAGAAAAGCUGAAACUUAUAUGGAAGCAUCCUGGGGUAGUGUGGAUUCUAAAUUGUUCAAAUCAUGACCCCCGGGGGUAGGGCGGGGCCACAAGAGGGAGUCCAAGUUUUACAUUGAAAUAUAUAAGAAAAAUCUUAAAAAAUCUUCUUCUCAAGAACCACUGGGCCAGAAAAGCUGAAACUUAUAUGGAAGCAUCCUGGGGUAGUGUAGAUUCUAAAUUGUUCAGAUCAUGACCCCCGGGGGUAGGGCGGGGCCACAAUAGGGAAUCCAAGUUUUACAUUGAAAUAUAUAGGAAAAAUCUUUAAAAAUCUUCUUCUCAAGAACCACUGGGCCAGAAAAGCUGAAACUUAUAUGGAAGCAUCCUGGGGUAGUGUAGAUUCUAAAUUGUUCAAAUCAUGACCACUGGGGUAGGGCGGGGCCAUAAUAGGGAAUCCAAGUUUUACAUUGAAAUAUAUAAGAAAAAUCUUAAAAAAUCUUCUUCUCAAGAACCACUGGGCCAGAAAAGCUGAAACUUAUAUAUGGAAGCAUCCUGGGGUAGUGUAGAAUCUAAAUUGUUCAAAUCAUGACCCCCAGGGGUAGGGCGGGGCCACAAUAGGUAUAUUAAAAGGGGGAAAUCUGGUAAAGAAUAGCAUGGCCAAAGUUACUCAGGUGAGCGAUGUGGCCCAUGGGCCUCUUGUUUUUUUUGCAUGUAUGUGGUUGCAAUCUCCAGUAAACUGGGAGAGUAAACAAAGAACAUUAACUCUUACUUGGAGAUUCGGUUGUGGUUAUGAUUUGAAAUUUUUUUUUGUUUGUACAUGUAUAUUGAAGAAAUGUUGUUAAAUUUAAUCUUUAACCAUUUGUGGAAUGGCAUUGUCAAACAUUUCAGCUAAAUGUUCCCAUACGGGACUUUUAUUUUAGCUUAUGUCUAUAUUUCUAUUAACCAUAACCAAGUCGCAUCUUUGUGGAGAAAAUGAUCUCAGUGUUUAAACGAAAGCUACAUUCCAUGUAUCUCUGAUGAACAUUAUAAAGUUCCUGACUUUCCAUAUAUUACCUUCAGCUGUUUUGUUAAUGUGAGUACAAUUUUGAUGGUUAUUUAAGCAUGGCAUAACAUUACUUUGUAGAUUCCAAAGGUGUUAUCUACUGUAUAAGACUUCUUUUUACUAUCUGUGGCAAAUCUUUUUAAUAGUUUUGGUCUUUGUACUGAAGAAUUUUUAAUUGUUUUGGUUUUGUUUAACCUCAGUUAGCAGUGUGCAUUCUGAAAAAAAAAAGAUUAAGGUAUCAUGGGAAGACUUUGGUUGUGCCAUAGUGUUGAUAAUAGAAUAAUUAGGCAAAGAUUUUCAAAGCUGAUCAAAUGUCAAAUUUUGUACAAAAUCCUCUAAUAUGUCAGAAUAUGAAGUGCUUGUGUAUAUAAUAACAAUAUUUUCACUCUAUGCAAAUUUGUUGACAAAUUUGUUAUAAUAAACUUAUCUUAAUUU